Rosa chinensis is the source of this 995-nucleotide messenger RNA. RefSeq lists its product as uncharacterized. The record is from RefSeq and is a predicted model, not a curated record. The transcript has 3 exons. The coding region runs from base 194 to 661 and encodes 155 amino acids. Lineage: Eukaryota; Viridiplantae; Streptophyta; Magnoliopsida; Rosales; Rosaceae.
AUUUACCACUCCCUUGUAAUCCAAGAAUGUGAAAAGUGGGGCACAAGAAAACUAACGAACUGUGAUCUUCCAAAUUCACAGAUGAAUAACCACAUAAAAGCAAGUGAUAAAGCCAACAAAAGAAGAAGAAAAAGCAAGGAAUAAAGCAUUUGGUAUGAAAAUGAAAGCCCAUCUGUAAAUUUAACGUUAAAUUAUGAAAAAAAGAAGGACCACAUAUAUUAUUGUGGGUACCUUAGAAUUCUAUCCGGAGAGGCCCCCAGAUGAUAGUGAUGAUUUUCCUAGAUUCUUCUUCUACUUCAGUAACGGGUUUGGUGAUCGACCUUCUUCCAAUGGUCAGGAGCCAACAAGGAUGGUAAACCUAUCUAAUCAAACUAUUGGGAAAAUGAGAGGGAGUGAAUUGGUAAUUUGCCAAACCGAGUCACUGGAGCGCCUAAAUAUAAAUUCGAUCAAUACACUGAAUACAGAGUUACAGACUGACACAUUGGACCUUAAAGACGAGGAACAAGAUUACCAAAAUAACACAACUGAGGAAAAAGCUGCCGCAUCAUUCAAUUGCACAGUCCCUACAUAUACAAGCAUUAUUGAGAAGACUAGUUACGUGGAUGCCCCGACACAUUUCUGUAAGAAGCAUCUUCUCCUGAUUACUACAAAUUUAUCCUGAAAAGUUUAGAGGGAAGAACAAGGUCGGAAAGUGAAUGAUGUCAACAGGUAUGAAUUAUUUUGCUUGUUUGAGCACUCGAAAGGAGAACCAAGCUGGCGGAUCACAUUUUUUUGGGAAAUUGUUUACAAUAUGGCAACUUGAGUUGUGACUUGUAAGGUUUAGGGGUCUUUUUUAAUCAGCUAAAUCUGCACAUUUUGGAAAUGGUUAUGUUGUAUUAGGAAGCAGUUGGGUAUUGGAUUAUAAGAUUGUAAAAUAAAACUUCGUGAAACAUAGAAUGCUUAUCUGGUUGUACUACACAGCUUAAAAUCACAUGCUCAGAAAAUUCAUUGGCCUA